Schistosoma turkestanicum is the source of this 654-nucleotide messenger RNA. The record is from the annotation of a GenBank genome assembly. NCBI's taxonomy places the organism in Eukaryota, Metazoa, Platyhelminthes, Trematoda, Strigeidida, Schistosomatidae.
AUGAAAUUGAUGACUUUGAUAUUUAUGAUGUGCGUAAUCGCAAUCUCUCCUCAAAGCCAUGAUACUGUUCACGAAGAACAACGGAACGCAGACCUUGAAAUUCACAGUGAAAUAUCAAAGAGUCAUCACAAAACAAAUUCUACUAGUAAGGAUUCACAAACAAAUCGAAAAGGAAAAUUGGGUAUAGAAAGAUCUUCAAUGUUUGGCAGAUCUAGAUCUCGAUAUAAAUACAAAAAUAGAAAACAUAUUGUAGCUAGAGGCAAAUUUCGAUCACGUGGAAUCGGUAGAUAUGGUAUAGUAUCAUCAGAAACUACAAAUUUUGAAAUUGAAGGCAAGUUUGAUAGAUAUGGUCGAAAGAGACCUACGAAAUCUAAAUUCAAAACUCGUGGAAAAGAAAAGAAAUAUUCUAAGAAGAUAGUUGACAAUCAAUUUGACAUUAAAGGUGGUUUGAUUCAAGAACGUAAACAUAGACAUGCUGGUGAUUAUCAAGCAAACGGUAGCCAUAUUUAUAUAGAUGUUGGAGCUAAAACAGAGUCUGGUUCUAGCAUGAAUACAAAAGAAGGAAAGGGUAGCACUAGGAAUACAGUUAACAAUGGAACAUUUGAAGCUGAACUUUUGACUAGUGAUAGGCAAUCUGGAGAACGGCGGAAAUAA